GACUAGUAAACCUUAACGGCACAAAAAUCAACGACACAUACAAUGUCAUAUGCAUUGAAGGAUAUUCCCUCAAUGGUCUCAAUGGUAUUGACAUCGUCAGGUGUGAAGAGAACGGUCAAUGGAGUGAAGCUCCACAAUGUAUGCAGAUUUCCUGUGGGCUACCGGACAUAUCUACCAACGCAAGAAUAGUCCAUAUCGACGGAACUAGUUAUAACGCGUCCGUAUCAUUCACCUGUGCAGAUGGAUUUUACUUGAAUGGUAGUCAGUCGGCAAAUUGUGACGCACGUGGAACUUGGAGCCACAUUCCGAAAUGCGAAAAGGUCAUAGAUCACUGUGAACUCGCUACCUGUUACCAUGGUUACUGUCAAGCAUACAAAGAAAAUUUUACAUGUGUCUGUAAUUCCGGAUAUGCUGGAUUGCAAUGUGAAAGAGAAAUCGACGAGUGUAAUUCCAGUCCAUGUAUAAAUGGUGUAUGCGUUGAUAAAAUUGAUGGGUACUCCUGUACUUGUGACCUUGGAUACGAAGGGACGGUAUGUGACAUCGAUACAGAUGACUGUCUGUCGGGAUCAUGUGUAUAUGGAAAGUGUGUUGACAGUAUUAACAGCUUCAGCUGCUUAUGUUACCAAGGAUUCAAUGGCUCCUUGUGCGAAACAGAAAUUGACGAAUGUCAGUCUAAGCCUUGCCAUAACGGAACAUGUGUAGAUAGAACAGGAAACUACACUUGUGUCUGUUCACCUGGCUAUACAGGGUUAAACUGUGAAAACGAUAUCGAUGAAUGCAUAUCAAGCCCAUGUCAACAUGGAUCAUGCAUUGACGGCAUUGGAAAAUAUAAAUGUCUAUGUGAGAAUGGAUACACCAGUCCUAACUGCGAUACUGAUAUUGACGAAUGUACAUCUGGUCCUUGUAAGCAUUGCUCCUGUAUUGACCUUAUUGGUGGAGGUUAUAACUGCUCUUGCUAUAGCGGCUUCGUCGGCAAUGACUGUGACAUCGAUAUCAACGAAUGUAGUUCCAGCCCAUGCCUACACGGUAAAUGUAUUGACGGUAUUGACACAUACACGUGCGAUUGUUACAGUGGAUAUAAUGGUACAAACUGCGACAAUGACAUAAACGAAUGCAGUUCAAAUCCCUGCAGAAACGGCACUUGUGCAGAUCUUGUCAACGGAUUUGAGUGUUUCUGUUAUCCUGGCUUCAACGGCACACAAUGCGAGAUUGAUAUUGUCGAAUGCAGUUCCAGCCCGUGUUUGCACGGUAAAUGCAUUGACGGUAUUCACAAAUACACAUGCGAUUGUUACAGUGGAUAUAAUGGUACAAAAUGCGACAAUGACAUUGAUGAAUGCAUGUCGAACCCGUGCACGCACGGAACAUGUAUGGAUGGUGUAGGACAGUACAACUGUACUUGUGAAAGUGGUUUCACAAAUUUCAACUGCGACCAAGACAUUAACGAAUGCAGUUCGAAUCCCUGCAGAAACGGCACUUGUGCAGAUCUUGUCAACGGAUUUGAGUGUUUCUGUUAUCCUGGUUUCAACGGCACACAAUGCGAGAUUGAUAUAGAUGAAUGUAGUUCCAGCCCAUGUUUGCACGGUAAAUGCAUUGACGGUAUUGACACAUACACGUGCAACUGUUACAAUGGAUAUAAUGGUACAAACUGCGACAAUGAUAUCGAUGAAUGCAUGUCAAACCCGUGUACGCACGGAACAUGUAUAGAUGGUGUAGGGAAAUACAACUGUACAUGUGAAAGUGGUUACACUGAUUUCAAUUGCGAACAAGACAUUAACGAAUGCAGUUCGAAUCCCUGCAGAUACGGCACUUGUGCAGAUCUUGUCAACGGAUUUGAGUGUUUCUGUUAUCCUGGUUUCAACGGCACACAAUGCGAGAUUGAUAUAGAUGAAUGCAGUUCCAGCCCAUGUUUGCACGGUAAAUGCAUUGACGGUAUUGAUAAAUACACGUGCAACUGUUACAAUGGAUAUAAUGGUACAAACUGCGACAAUGAUAUCGAUGAAUGCAUGUCAAAUCCAUGUUCACAUGGAACAUGUAGGGAUGGUGUAGGGCAAUACAACUGUACAUGUGAAAGUGGUUAUACAAAUUUCAACUGUGAACAAGACAUCAACGAAUGCAGUUCGAAUCCCUGCAGAUACGGCACCUGUGUAGAUCUUGUAGACGGAUUUGAGUGUUUCUGUUACCCUGGAUUCAGUGGCACACAAUGCGAAAUUGAUAUAGACGAAUGUAGUUCAAGCCCAUGCCUACAUGGCAAAUGCAUUGAUGGUAUUGAUACGUACACGUGUGACUGUAACAUUGGAUAUAACGGUUCUAAAUGUGACAAUGAUAUCGAUGAAUGCCUGUCAAAUCCGUGUAUGCAUGGAACAUGUAUGGAUGGUGUAGGACAGUACAAAUGUAUAUGUGAAAAUGGUUACAGAAAUACCAACUGCGAACAAGAUAUUGACGAAUGCAGCUCGGAUCCAUGUCAGUUUGGCGUAUGCGUAGAUCUACUCGAGGGUUACAACUGUUCUUGUUAUCCUGGUUACGAAGGAAUAGACUGCAAAAUUGAUACAGAUGAAUGUAAAUCAAACCCAUGCCUUCAUGGUAGAUGCAUUGAAAUGAAUUCCAACUACACCUGUGACUGUUACUUUGGAUAUACCGGGCAUAACUGUGAAAACAAUAUUGACGAUUGUAUGUCAAAUCCCUGUGUACACGGUACAUAUCGUGAUGGUGUGGGACAUUACAAUUGUUCUUGCGAAAGCGGCUUUACAAAUAUCAACUGUGAGCAAGAUAUUUACGAAUGUAGCUCGAACCCAUGUAAAUAUGGCACGUGCUUAGAUCUUGUUAACGGUUACAGCUGUUCAUGUUAUCGUGGCUUCAAUGGGUCGCAAUGUGAAUACAAUAUGGACGAGUGCAGUUCUAACCCUUGUCAACACGGUACAUGUGCGGACGGUAUUAAUAUGUUUACAUGCUAUUGUGACUGUGGAUAUACAGGCGUAUUGUGUGAUACCGUUAUGUCUAUUGGCAGCACGUGUUAUUUCACAAUGGACACAUGUAUUUGGCAACAAUCUAAAAGCGACCGAUUUGACUGGACAAGAAAGUCAGGAAGCACACCCUCUACAUCUACUGGGCCAACUGGAGAUUACUCAGGUAACGGUUAUUACAUGUACAUCGAAACGUCAAGCCCAAGGGUACGGGGAGACUAUGCCGAUCUUGUAUCACCUGUUCUUGAAGCCCAAAAGAGUUACUGUAUUCAGCUCUACACGAAUAUGUAUGGAUCAACUAUGGGUUCACUUUCAGUGCUUGUUCAGGAAACAAAUCAAAAUUCGCCAGUUACAAUAGCAAGCUACAGCCAGGCUGAUUCAACACCAAUAUGGAGAAAGCGAAAUGUCAACAUUUCCGCUCGACGAAACCCUUUCAAAAUCAUCAUUAGAGGUAUUAGGGGAACGGAUUAUCAAGGCGAUGCUGCCAUAGAUAACACAGUUAUUAGAUAUGGCACUUGUUAACAAUGAAAUCAAUACUGAAAACGUACCCUAACACUUUUGAGACUUUAUUAAAGGAAUAGAAAGUAGUUUCUUUGCAUGAAUUAAAAAAUAUUUUUGCUUCAGAUUUAAUGUAAUAUACAUGCCAAUUUUUUUCUUACUGUACAAAUUUGAAUGUAGUGGAACCUGUCUAAUCCGAACAUGCUCGGACCAACAAAAUAAUCAAAUUAUAAGCAGCAUGUAGAUUGCUUUGUUGUAAUGUAAAUUUCAUGCUAAUUCAACUAAAUAUCACUUGUAAAUAUUUUUUUCACCACUCCUACAUUCCCAGAAAGGAGAAUAUUUUACUUGUCCGGUUAUUGCAAUGAUCCGAUUUAGUGCCACUUUUAGUGAAUAAAUUUGCUGCUUUAAAUAAACAAAUUGCACAAGAAGUUUU
Mercenaria mercenaria is the source of this 3891-nucleotide messenger RNA. Its product is annotated as neurogenic locus notch homolog protein 2-like. The record is from RefSeq and is a predicted model, not a curated record. The coding region runs from base 141 to 3482 and encodes 1113 amino acids. Gene Ontology annotation, cellular component: membrane. The transcript has 28 exons. Gene Ontology annotation, molecular function: calcium ion binding. NCBI's taxonomy places the organism in Eukaryota, Metazoa, Mollusca, Bivalvia, Venerida, Veneridae.